UGUCGAGUGCCGAAUUUGGCUAAGCGCUGAUGCAACACAUUGACAGUUUCAUCCGGCGUCGACACGUUGUGGACCAUCCAAGCCCAGUACCCGUCGCGCCCACAGGACCACGCCAGCAUGGCCGAGCAGCUCAGUCCAGAGCAGAAGUUUGAGCUCAUCACCAGGAACCUGCAGGAGGUUCUGGGUGAGGAGAAGUUGAAGCAGGUCCUGCAGGAGAGGGAGUUGAAGGUGUACUGGGGCACGGCUACCACAGGCAAGCCCCACGUGGCCUACUUCGUCCCCAUGUCCAAGAUCGCCGACUUCCUCAAGGCCGGCUGUGAGGUCACCAUCUUGUUUGCUGACCUGCACGCCUACCUGGACAACAUGAAGGCGCCAUGGGAGCUGCUGGAGCUGAGGACGCAGUACUACGAGCAGGUCAUCAAGGCCAUGCUGGAGAGCAUCGGCGUCCCGCUCGACAAGCUCAAGUUCGUCAAGGGAACCGACUACCAGCUCAGCAGGGAGUACACUCUGGAUGUGUACCGACUCUCCUCCAUGGUAACGGAGCACGAUGCCAAGAAGGCCGGCGCUGAGGUGGUCAAGCAGGUGGAGCACCCGCUGCUGAGUGGCCUUCUGUACCCAGGACUUCAGGCUCUUGAUGAGGAGUAUCUGAAGGUGGACGCUCAGUUUGGGGGAGUCGAUCAGAGGAAGAUCUUCACUCUGGCAGAGAAAUACCUGCCGUCCCUGGGCUACGCCAAGCGCGUCCACAUGAUGAACCCCAUGGUGCCGGGGCUCACUGGCGGCAAGAUGAGCUCCUCCGAAGAGGAGUCCAAGAUUGACCUGCUGGACAGGAAGGAGGAGGUGAAGAAGAAGCUGAAGAAGGCGUUCUGUGAGCCCGGCAACGUGGAGAACAACGGGGUGCUGUCCUUCGUCAAGCACGUACUCUUCCCCCUCAACUCAGAGUUUGUGAUGAAAAGAGACCCGAAGUGGGGAGGAGACCAGGUCUACAAGGUGUUUGAGGACGUGGAAAAGGACUUUGCUGAAGAGAAAGUGCACCCUGGCGACCUGAAGGCGUCGGUGGAGGUGGCUCUGAACAACCUGCUCGACCCCAUCAGGAAGAAGUUUGAGUCUCCUGAGCUGCGCAAACUCACCAGCACGGCCUACCCAGCCCCCUCCAAACACAAAGCAGCGAAAGGCGGUAAAGGAGGAGGAGGAGGAGGGGGGGACGAUGACCAGGUCAUUCCCUCCAGACUGGACAUCAGAGUCGGCAAAAUCAUCAGUGUGGAGAAGCACCCUGACGCAGACUCGCUGUACCUGGAGAAGAUCGACGUGGGGGAGGCGGAGCCAAGGACGGUGGUGAGCGGCCUGGUGGCCUACAUUUCCCAGGAGGACUUGCAGGACCGACUGGUGGUGUUGCUAUGCAACCUGAAACCCCAGAAGAUGAGGGGGAUCGAGUCCCAGGCCAUGCUGCUCUGUGCCUCUGUUGAAGGUGACCCCAGGAGGGUGGAGCCUCUUGACCCCCCUGAGGGGUCGUCGCCUGGGGAACGGGUAUACGUGGAGGGCUACGAUUCAGGCAAACCUGAUGAUGAGUUGAAACCCAAAAAGAAGGUGUUUGAGAAAAUACAGGAGGACCUGAAGAUCUCUGGCACGUGUGUGGCUCAGUGGCAAGAAAAGGACCUGAUGACCAAACUGGGCCAGAUCACCUGCAGAACCCUCAAGGGAGGAAACAUCAGCUAGACACACACACACACACACACACACACACACACACACACACAUUCUCAUAACAACUGUGUCCUGCCUCACACUCAUCUGUCCAUAGCAAACUAUUUCCCAUCAGGCCGUUUCCGCUUGGCGUCGCUCAACCUGAGAUCGUGGGGUUGGAAGGUACUGAUGAAGACAACACCAACACCAGAUUGAUAAUCGUCCAUUCUGUCACAAAAGCUGUAAUCAACACCUGUCACUCAAACAAACAUUUCCUCCACACCUGAGUGAGGUGGUGAGCUGUCACCUGGGGCUCUCAUACCUGAGCUCACCUGCGGGUGGAACAAGUAGGUGUAGGUGUGUGUGUGUGAGUGUGUACAGCAGCACAGGUGUGUGUGGGACUGAACUGUAAGGUGUAUAUAAGUCCAUUGAUCUUGUUCAGCUCAUAGGAAUUCUCCAUGCUUCAUGACUCUGGGGGCGGGCCUGCACUGUAAACUGUUAUGUUGGCUUCUGUACCGGCACCAACUGGAAUGAAAUAAACUGGCUCAUAAUACAAACUACAUGAAAUAAACCGGUUCGUUAUACAAACUAUAUUAAAGAAAGUGGGCAAAUU
Messenger RNA from Alosa alosa (allis shad), 2293 nucleotides. It is a transcript of the gene yars1, whose product is annotated as tyrosyl-tRNA synthetase 1. The transcript is spliced from 14 exons. NCBI's taxonomy places the organism in Eukaryota, Metazoa, Chordata, Actinopteri, Clupeiformes, Clupeidae. Bases 118 to 1713 code for a protein of 531 amino acids. Gene Ontology annotation, molecular function: tyrosine-tRNA ligase activity; tRNA binding; ATP binding. The record is from RefSeq and is a predicted model, not a curated record. Gene Ontology annotation, biological process: tyrosyl-tRNA aminoacylation.